AUGUCGCGGUUCGAGGGCCUGCUCGAGGAACUGGACGUCAAUGUCCAGAUGGGGUUCCACGAUACUACGGUGGGGUACAUUGACGAGGUGGCGCUGCACCUGGAGCUCCUGCCGGGCUACAAGAACAUCUGCGCCUUUGUCGAGUCGCGGAUCCUGAAGAACCAAAAGUUUAAGAUCAAGAUUGUGGCGUGUAUCCCGGCCAAGAACGGGUACCCGGUAGAGAUCAGGGACCCCAAGCACCCGCACUAUAUUGGCCAGCGACGGUUCAACACGGUGAUUGACCUGUACCCGUCACUAACACGGGACCCGUCGAUGUUGUUGUCGCUGAGCAAUCCGGGCCAGGACUUUACCACCAUUUCGUUUGACUUUUCAAUCACGGGGAGCAAGCAGGAACGCGGCCACGACUUGCGGUGGCCGGUCGUGUACACGAAUUCUAACAUGAACACAAACACAAAUGCAAACAAAAAACAGACGGGCGAGGCGAGCUACUCGCACGAAAACAUGACCCACGGCCUCUCGAGUAUGAUGCGGCUCAGACCGAGCGCGGCGGUGUACGAGUACAUGAGCGAGUCAGAGUACGAUCGCCUGAUUGAGAAACGGAGAAUCGAAAACUUUAGGCUGGAUAAUAAAAAAUAG
Messenger RNA from Sphaeroforma arctica JP610, 636 nucleotides. RefSeq lists its product as hypothetical. The transcript is spliced from 2 exons. Bases 1 to 636 code for a protein of 211 amino acids. Lineage: Eukaryota; Ichthyosporea; Ichthyophonida. The record is from RefSeq and is a predicted model, not a curated record.